Molecule: messenger RNA, 3210 nt
Organism: Drosophila sulfurigaster albostrigata
Lineage: Eukaryota; Metazoa; Arthropoda; Insecta; Diptera; Drosophilidae
Product: solute carrier family 12 member 8
Exons: 7
Coding region: 480-2651 (723 amino acids)
Biological process (GO): chloride transmembrane transport; chloride ion homeostasis; potassium ion homeostasis
Cellular component (GO): membrane
Molecular function (GO): potassium:chloride symporter activity
Source: RefSeq, a predicted model, not a curated record
GUGCAUAUGCAUAUGUGUGAGCAGUGUUUUUAUUUAACAAUUUACGCAUUUCAAAGGCAAAAGCUGCACUGCAAAUCCAAUGAUGACAUACUGCGUUGCACGUGCAACCUCCAGGCAGUGAGGCAAAAAGACGGUGCUCCCUAAAUACACAUAAACAAAUAAGUAAACAGACAACCAAAUAUCACAACUUUCGUUCUGCCUGCGUGGAUGCGUUGUGUAUUUUUUUUUUGUUUUGGUUUUUUUUUUUGGGUUUUGGAUAUCAUAAACAAAGAAUCGAGCAAGUAAAAUAUCACGGCAAUUGGAUAACGAAUCAGUUUGUAGCCUACGCUUAAAACCCAAGCAUAUGUGCGUCGCGUGAAAAGUAUCCAAAAAAGAACACAGUCAAUAAAAAACAGCAACAACUAUACGACGCUCAUAGAAAUUGAUUGCGACGAAUACAACAACAACAACACCAAGACGAAGAAGAAGAAGUGUGAAGUAUGAGUAAUAACGUGGAAAGCAAUGGCAAUAGACGCACCGUUGAUUGGCAGCGCUUUGGACUUGGCGGCGACGAUGAGGGCGAGAUAACGGUGGCCAGCUUUCGCCAGCGCAGCAACAACAACACUGGCGGCUUUGUCGAUCUGGGCAAUGAGUACACGUAUGCAGCUGGUGGACAUCAUGCGUCCGGAGCUAAUGAAAUCUUUGCCGGCGAACAGGGCGACAAACCAUGGUGGCGCUCGAACUUCUUCAUCUCACAACCUGUGUUAUUCGGCACCUGGGAUGGCGUCUUCACCUCCUGCUUGAUCAAUGUGUUUGGUGUCAUUGUAUUCCUACGCUCCGGCUGGAUGGUUGCCCAGGCGGGCAUAAUCAAUGCGAUACUCAUAAUUUUCUGCACUGUGGUCAUUGCCCUGGUCAGCGUCCUAUCCGCCAUUGGCAUCUGUGAGCGUUGUCGAGUUGAAAGUGGAGGUGUUUACUUUCUUAUAGCGCAUACGCUAGGCUCUCGCUUUGGCGGUGCGCUGGGACUGCUCUAUUGCUUUGGCCAGGCCGUCGGUUGUGCGCUGAAUGUGAUGGGAUUCGGUGAGUCGAUGGCCGGCCUGGUGGGAUUGGAGGGCAACAAGUGGGCCAUACGUGGCUUUGCAACGGCAGCUGUGCUACUGCUGGGCUGCAUCAAUGUGGCCGGCGUCAAGUGGGUCAUAAAGCUGCAGUUCAUCCUGCUAAUGAUCUUGCUGAUAUCGGCGCUGGAUUUCAUGGUGGGCAGUUUCAUUGGCGAGGAUGCCGAUAACGGUUUCGAGGGCUGGAUGAGUCACAAUUUCGUGGAGAAUCUCUGGCCCAAAUAUGAAGAUGGCUAUUCAUGGUUUCGCGUCUUUGGCGUCUUCUUUCCCACAGUUACCGGCGUGCUCUCGGGCAUUAAUAUGAGCGGUGAUCUGCGUGCUCCAUCCACAGACAUCCCCAACGGCACACUGGCCGCCUUUGGCACCUCCACAUUUUUGUAUAUGGUGUUUGCUCUCUUCUUGGGCGCCACCUGCACACGCAGCAUACUCUACACGGACUUUAUGAUCUCGGUGAAAGUGUCGGCUGUGCAUUUUCUGCUGCUCGCCGGCAUCUAUGUGUCCAGCAUGUCAUCCUGCCUAGGCGCCAUGUACGGCACACCGCGUGUGCUCCAGAGCAUUGCCAAGGAGAACGUUAUACCCGGCAUUGAUGCGCUGGGCAAGGGUCGCGGUCCCAACAAGGUGCCGUUGUAUUCGAUGGCUGUGGUCGCUGUGGUCACCGUUACAUUCAUCAUUGUGGGCGACAUCAAUUUCCUGGCACCCAUUGUCACCAUGCCCUUCCUGAUGACAUACGCUUGCAUUGACUACGCCUACUUUGCACUCGCCCAAACCUUUGACAUACAGGAACAGCGCGAGGAACGCUUUCGCAUUCAAGCCUCCAGUCCCAGCUAUGAGACACGUCGCUAUGGCAGCGUCUCGGAUGGUGGCAAUGAUUUGGAUUUACUAUUUCCGGAUCGUGUGCGCCACAAGAAUCUGCAGAGUCCGCAAAACUCGCCGUUGCAUCAAACACACCAAAUGCCCUCAGUGCCUGCCGAGAAUAUUGUCGAUUUCAAUGCGCCAGCGCCGAGCACAUCGUCAUCGUCAGCAGCAGCUGGUCAAGAUGAUGCUGCUGCCAUUAUUACAGCUAACGCCGAUGGCACUGCUUUGACUGUGGAGCAGUCAGCAGCAGCUCAGGGUGAGCUGGACGAUGAGAACGAGCCAAUUGCGCCCAUACGUCCACCCAUUCAUUCCAAGACGAAAAACUGGUACUCUGGCUUCUGCAAUCGCUGGGCCUCAUUGCUGGGCGCGCUGGUUAAGCUGCUGGUCAUGCUGCUGGUGAACUGGUAUUAUGCCUUGACCUGCUUUUUGGUCGUCUUCGUUGUUUGGUUCUAUGUGGGCACCGCCAAUCCCGCUGUCAAGCCCGGCCUGACUGCAGAGUUUAACUUCUUUGGCUGGCUAAAGAGCGUCAUCUUUCGUUGCUUCGGUAAACGCAUGCACGAGUACGAACAGAUUGUGGUGACGCCCUCGUGUCCCGGCGUGGACUUGUCGCCCACACAGCUGAACGAGCAGAAUGAGGACUUCAGGCCGCGACCCAAUUAUCAUCAUUCGUCGGUGAUUGAGGGUCGCCUGAUAGAUGAUAUCUAAACGCUUGGGUUUGGGACGGUGGACAGUGGGUUAUAUGGGAGGUGUGGCAAGCAAUAUUUUAAGUGCAUUUUGCUAAUACUAAACUACUAUAUAACUAUAUAUAUAUAACUUAUAUGUAUAAUGUAACGCAUAAGAGUAUAGUUAUGUUUAAUCCAGCACAUGCAUUUAGAAGCGAUCUUCCCACAUACACACACACACACACACACACACUUACAGACAAACACACACACACACCCAGCGCACAUCGCAGCUUUAGCUAAAAUUAAUUGUCUACUAAUUACGAGUAUAUAUAAUUAAUAAUCUAUAAGUUUUGAGCAUUUAACAGCCUGCUUUUAAUAUGUUCCUUUCUUGUGUGUAAAGUCUCUUGAUAUUUAAUUUCUCUAGAUUCUUUAGUUCGAUAUGGAGAGAGCCUGUAAAAUUGUUGCUUAAUAUAGAUAUGUUUCCGUACGCGUUUUGUAUCGUCUCAAAAGCACAUACAUAGCUUAUUUAUGGAAACAUAUGUGAUACUGAGAUAAUAAGUAAAACAAUCAAAAGUAAAAACAAAAAAAAAAACAAAAAC